This is a messenger RNA of Gryllus bimaculatus (two-spotted cricket), 1114 nucleotides long. Lineage: Eukaryota; Metazoa; Arthropoda; Insecta; Orthoptera; Gryllidae. The record is from the annotation of a GenBank genome assembly.
UCCGCCGUAGUUUCUAGGAGACGAUUGAGUUUGGACGUCGUCAGCAGAGAGCACGUGGUGCUCACUUGCACUAGAACCGCUGGGAAGAAACAUCACACGACGCUGCCUGAGUCACGAACUUCGUAAAAUCAUGAGAACAGCAACUUUGACAGUCGCUGCACGAAUUAUUGGGUGCGUUUGUUUGUUGGGAUCGGUGAUGAUAGCAACUCAGAUAGCAGUCGACCUUUUCCACUUCUCUAAUCCCGCUUACUCCAACACCACAAAAUGGGCGUUCAAAUCCAUUGACGUCUGGACAGUUCACCACGCUCACCAAUUUGUGGACAAAGAAUCGCAUCUCCUUGCUGUUGGGAUAUUUGUCGUGUUUUACGGUGUGUGCAGUGGCUUGCUAGUGUACGCAACUUAUGUGGGCCGGCGUUUAUUGGCGGAGCCCUGGCUGUUCUGCGAGGGCACGUGCAUCCUUUGCGAGGCGUCCUCGCUCGUCGCCUACUACAUGCGCAAAGAGGAGGUCACUGCCCGCUGGAACGCCACCGGCGCCUUGUUGUGCCUUGCUUUAGCCGGUUUCAUGUGGGGCCUUGUGUUCGAGGCGCAGCUGCGGUGGAAGACGGAAGCUUUCGGGGAACGCACGGUGCCUUCACCGCCUCCGUACACGGAGCACAGCCUAGAGCAGCCACAUGCCCUCCACGCACCGGGCAAGGCGCACCGGGCCAAGAUGACUGUAGUUUAAGCGCGCACCGCUGCGUUGAUUUUAUUGAAUUAUGGCGAUACUAGACUUGGUGCGUAAUUUGACGUUUACGACUACUAACACUUAGGUGAUAUAGAAAUCGAAUGGAAAAACUUUUUAAAAUUUUUAAUUAAGUAGACACAAAAACAAUAUGGCUAAUUUGAAUUAACAUGACAAAUGUAAAUACAUUGACUAUUAAAGGAAUAAUGCUGAUGCGUACUCACGAUGUUUCCCUGAAUAGAAUAGUUGUGAUUAGUGAUGAAUUGACCACGUUGAUUAGUAAUGGUGACGUCCAGGCCAUUGACUGAAUCUUGUAAUUCGGAAGUAAAUUUUUUUUUAUGAAGUAUGAUUAUAAUAAUUCAAGUAUGUUAUUAAAUUUACUAGAUAGGAUGA